Molecule: messenger RNA, 2637 nt
Organism: Phlebotomus papatasi
Lineage: Eukaryota; Metazoa; Arthropoda; Insecta; Diptera; Psychodidae
Exons: 6
Coding region: 487-2460 (657 amino acids)
Source: RefSeq, a predicted model, not a curated record
CACAUUGAGACAGUUGUAGGGAAAUUGCUGAACAGGACGGUUGUCCACAAUUCUCGAGCUGAAUUUCUGGGAACACUUGGAGAUUAUUUUUUGCAGAGGAAUUUUUCCUGUGGAGCAUUAAAUUAUCUUUCAACAAAAUUUCGAUCAACGCGAGUGUUUGUUUAUACAAAAGUUCUGAUGGCUAAGGAGAAUUAUUUAUUUGUUUUGUCUUUUUAUCAAGUGAUAAAAACUGCAGUAUUCGGAGUUUAAAACGCGCGUGAUGAAAAUAUGAGUUGGAUAUUAACUCAGUGAAUAAUUUAUUGUUAUGUGAAAUGUGAUUUUAUCUAUCAUCACCUCCAUUGGGCAAAAUAGUAAUUUUUGUGUCAGUAUUAAAAGCAUCUUUAAAAAGCUUUUUAUCAAUCAUCAUACAUAUUAGAUUAAUUGAUUUUUUCCCCAUUUUUUACUUUGCUGUUUUUUUUUUAUUUUUUCUUUCGAUUUUUUUUUAGCAUGAAGCACAUUGAUCCUUUUGAUAUAGCACGCCAAGCCUUUGAACGAUGCAAUAUCCAGGAAGUUGUGUGUCCGUUUUCUGGGAAGAAAUCCCCAGAUAUCAUACGACAGACACUACACCUCAAUCCAGACUACGUAUAUCCCUCACUUAUCGCAUCACCCAUAUCUUUUUACUGUGACGAAGUUCUCGAAGCAGAAAAAGACUACAACCUUCCACUUCCUGGUGCCUUUGGCCAAGAGACACAUUCUGAGAGAACUUUUCUAGACAGUGCUGAAAAUUCAUGUGAAACCUUUCGAUCAUUUAGUGGACUUUUUAAUUUUGAAGGAACUAGGACACCGAAAUCCUUGAGUGAUACAAGUGAGGAAUUCAUUUCAACUCCUUCGCCAGUAUCUCCUCCGGAAUUACCUCAAAGUGAAGAAGACAUCUAUUCAGAUGAAGAAAGUCCUCUGAGGGCAACAUUUUCUCCUGUCCCGGAGAAAUCUACAGAAGAACCACCUGCAGAUGCUGAGAAUUCCAAGACAAACUGCCCAAAGAUACCCAAAGAAGAUGCAUCAAACCAAAGACAGAAGAAACAAAAGAGACUCAAAAGCAUCCUUGAGAAAAUAUCCACACUGAGGCAGAAAGAAAAUGAGGAAUUUCAUUUAUCACAGAAGAAACAAGAGAACCCCAAAAGCUUCAUUGAGAAAAUUACUACACUGAGACAGAAAGAAAAUGAGAAACAGGAAGUGUUAAGAAACAAUCCAAAUAUGACUGGUGAUGAGACCUUAAUGAUAUCCGUGGAUGCCCUGAGGGAUGACGGUAGGAUUCUCAAGCACUUUAAUAUCCCUAUAGCAGUGUCGUCCCUUCCUGAAAUAUCGAAUUAUCAGGAGAGUUCUUCUGGAGACCGAUCACUACCUCUGAAGAAGAGAUACCAGGCGUUCCAGGAAGAUCUAUUGAAGUACGAGAAAUCCAGGCGAAAGACCCGCAACAAGAAUAUCCUGAAAGACAUGCUUCAGAAGAGCAAAUCGAAAGUCAUAAGGGCUCCUAGCAGGAGGACUGAAGUAAGUGAUGAUGUCCCUCUUGACCUAUCACGCUACUCUCGUCGGGAGACUUCUCAGAAAAUCUCAUCCAAGCCAACAGAGAUUUCCAGAGUAAUUGAAAUUCCUGCUCAAGAGGCUCCUUUUCAGCCUCCUCAACCUCUUCAUCAUCCCAUCCCUCUGAGAUACCUCGUGCAAUAUCCUCAAGUUAGAAAUUCUGAAGAAUCAUCGGAAGUCCCGAUAUUUUAUCCUCCUCCAAUUUCCGGAAUUAACGGAAUUCCGAGGAUUGUGAAUCCACCUAAUACCCCAUCCUAUUCCUAUCCUCCUAUUGUUCAAUCCAACACCUAUCCAAAGCCUGUGACUUACUAUCCCAUUCCUGCUAGGUACUAUGAAAGGCAUCCUGAGGCUGUUCAGAUUAGGAAAUCUAUUCCCCAAAAUGUCCUUCAAGCCCCACAAAUGUCCGUUUUGGAUGGAAGAAAUCCUCUCUCACGAUCUCAGGCUGCCUCUUAUGUCCAGUAUCCUCCUGGUCAACUUCACUACCUACCCCAAUCUUCCGUGAUCUAUCGACCUCGUCAGGCAGAAAAACCCAGAAAUCCUCCUGUAACUUAUCCCUAUUCCCUCCAUCCUCCUCAGACUUCUCAGUAUCCCCCUUCCAGCAACUAUCUUCCCUAUCAAACUGCCCAAUUUAUCCCUCAAACCUCCCAGAGGCAACCCAAUACUCAGAUUGUUCAGGAAGUUCCACAUCUGAGACCCGUACGAAAACCCUCCUCAGAAAGGGCACAUUUGAGGAACCUCCUCGUGGAAAAUGGGACAAAGGAGAGAGUUGCAGCCCCUAAAGCAACAUUUUCUGAUGAAAUUCCCAUUUUCCAUGUGAGAAAUCCUUCCUAUCGCGGUGUUCCUUUUCCCACGCACGAACCCCAUCCCAACAACGGUGUGUAUUUUUCCCACGGUAUUUAAUGAAAAUGCAUUUGUACAAAGGAAAAGACAGUAACAAUUUCUGAUUUAGAUUUUCUCAGAAGUUGAAAGAAAUAGAAAAAAACAGUCCUAGAGACACGGAAAUACUUUUGCAAAAUUGAUAAAUGGGAAGACGAUUGUAAAUUUUGUAUUUUGUAAUAAAAAUUUCAGGUGAAUCUC